AGGAAAGGAGAGCAGGUCUGGCAGCUAUUGAAAUUGGCAGAAUCGAAGGGGAAAACUAUGGAAGAUUACCCAAAGUUGAAGGAGACAAAGAAUUAGAGUUAACCCAAUUCAAAUCAAAGAUAAAGAGAUGAAUACGAUGCUGAUUUCUUACCAGAAAACUCAGAAGAACCCCACCCACACAACAGUAAAUCACGGACAAACGAGGAACGAAAUACAGCACCAAGCUCUGAAAUUUUACUUCAUAUCUUGCACCGUUAGGAGGGAUUCCUAGGUCCUAAAUUGUUCUUUAAUGAGAGGGAAUAAUCAAGUCCUUAACUUGAUUAGAAGAAGAAAUCGUGUUCUGGAAAGGAGGUAGGGAGGUCGGCGGCUUCAGGAGUCUAAAGCUGAUCUGCGAAAGCGCAUAAAGACGCAGGGAAGGGUUUAAGUUCUGGGUCUUUUAAACCCCAAAGAUUGAAGAUCUAGGCAGCUAUGUCCUCUCAUAAGAACCCCCAUUUUUAAGGGGUAUUACAGUUAAUGGCGAUGAGCAAAUCGAUUCUGGGAGAAGCAUCAGAAAAGGUCCCAGAUGAAUGGCAAGAAUAUCCAUGAGCGAAGUAUUUCGAUUAGGGCACACCAUCUUCACAAGACCCAUGUUGCUCCUCCCCUCAAAACCCAACAACAUUUUCUCUCCAUUUUCUUCUUCCACUGAAAGCAAAAGACUCUCUCUUUAUCACCCAAGCCUCUCGGUUCUCAAUUUGUGUCAAGAAAUCAAGCAUUUGUUCCAAAUUCAAGCCUACUUGAUCACCUCCGGUCUCUUCCGGAAACCAGUCUGGGGUGGCAAAGUUUUGAAGCAGUCUUUGGAUUUAGCCGAUAUUGAUUACACAGUCUCCAUCUUUCAGUCUUUGGGUAAUGCUGAUAUUUUUUGUGUCAAUACUGUGAUCAAGGGUUUCUCUGUUAGUUCAGUUCCACAUCAAGCUCUAGUGUUCUAUUUUCAAAUGCUGGGAGAUGGGUUUGUUCCAAAUAGCUUUACUUUUGUUCCACUUCUUGGAUGUUGUGCGAAGGUGGGUUGCAUUGAAUCUGCAAAGAAGUGUCAUGGGCAGGCAGUUAAGAAUGGGGUUGACUUUGAGUUAACGGUAGAGAACUCAUUGAUUCACAUGUAUGGUUGUUGUGGGGUCAAUGAGUUUGCGAAGAAGGUGUUUGUUGAAAUGUCACAGAGAGAUGUUUUCUCAUGGAAUUCAAUUCUAGAUGCGUCUGUUAAAAAUGGAGAUUUGGUUAUGGCUCAUAAGCUGUUUGAUGCAAUGCCUGAGAGAAGUAUAGUUUCUUGGAACAUCAUGAUUGUGGGUUAUUUGAAGGGUGGAAACCCUGGGUGUGCACUGAAACUGUUUAGAAGAAUGGCAAAAAUGGGAAUAAGAGGGAAUGAGUCAACCAUGGCUGCGAUUCUCAGUGCUUGUCGUAGGUCAGCUAGACUGAAGGAAGGAAGAUCAGUUCACGGAUUUCUCAUCAAGACCUUGCACAAGUCAAAUAUAGUUCUUGAUGCAGCAUUAAUAGAUAUGUAUUCUAAAUGCCAGAAGGUAGAAUUAGCUCGUAGAAUUUUUGAUAAGACGGCAUAUAGGAAUCUGGUUUGCUGGAAUACUAUGAUUUUGGGGCACUGCAUUCAUGGGAAUCCAGAAGAUGGGCUCAAAUUAUUUGCAGAAAUGGUGGGUGACAGAGGAGCAAAAGGGAAUGGCAUUUCUCCAGAUGAAAUUACUUUUGUUGGUGUUCUGUGUGCCUGUGCUCGAGCAGGGCUUUUAACAGAUGGCAGAAAUUAUUUUGCUCAAAUGAUCCAUGAAUUUAGUGUAAAGCCUAAUUUUGGACAUUUUUGGUGCAUGGCUAAUCUUUAUGCCAGUGCGGGCCUGGUUCAAGAGGCAGAGGAAAUCUUGAGAAACAUGCCAGUGGAUGAAGAUGUGUCGUCAGAAUCAUUGGUGUGGGCUAACUUGCUAACUUCAUGUCGUUUCAGAGGAGAUGUUGCUUUAGGGGAAAGAAUUGCAACAACUUUGAUUGAGAAGGAACCCAAGAACUUCUCGUACUAUCAAUUACUGCUGAAUGUCUAUGCAGUAGCAGGUCAAUGGGAGGAUGUCAAGAGGGUAAAAGAAUUGAUGAAGGAAAGAAGGAUAGGAAGAAUGCCUGGGUGUAAUCUUGUGGAUUUGAAAGAAAUAGUUCACAAUUUAAAUGUGGGAUUAAAUGUGGGAUCUUGCUGUGGAAACCUGAUCAAUCAAGGGUGUGGAUACCAUACUGGCUGAACUGGCUGAGAAACCAUGCUUUAAUACUGCUUCAGAAUAACCUGCCACUGAAAGAGGAAGGAUGAGAAUUUUUUUUUGGUAGAAGGAUGAGAAAUUAAGAAGCCAGAAACAAGACAUAUACAGGAAUUCAAGGACAAGGUCAAGGAGUGAGAAUGAACACCAUCACCACGGAUAAGAUCUGAGCAUCAAGAUUCAGAAUCAGGCAAGAAGCAGAAGUGCAGUGACACAAAUUGACUGCAAUAAGCUUGCUUUUAUAGCGAAUCAAUAUGGUUUUGGCCCUGAUUCUUGUCUCGACCUAACCACAUUGGUUUAUUUUUUGAAUGGAGAAACAUCAUCCAAAUUCGCCUCCGAUCUAAAAGCUUGACCAAUUCUAGUCCGGUGCCAACCUCAACCCAUGAUUAGUCCGUAAUGUGUAGGUCAAUUACCAACAGGAUAGUUAAUCGGCGAUUAGCCUAUAACAUACAGAAGUUCUGCAAUUGCAAAGAAAUCAGCUUAGAUUGG
Molecule: messenger RNA, 2756 nt
Organism: Rubroshorea leprosula
Lineage: Eukaryota; Viridiplantae; Streptophyta; Magnoliopsida; Malvales; Dipterocarpaceae
Source: the annotation of a GenBank genome assembly